GAUCAUUUCCACAUCACACAUUCAAUUACCGUCACCGCUGAACUCAAAGCAGGUUAAUAAUUCAGAAUGCUGAAGAUUGCCGUGUUGCUCGCCGUCGUAGCUGUAGCCAGAGGUGGAUUCAUCCACGGUGCUGCCGGUGGUGUCAGUACAACUUCUCGUUCUCAAGACGAUUUUGGUAAUUACAGAUUUAACUACCACAUUACGGAUCCUCUUGGUGCAUCCAACUCACGUUGGGAAGCUGGUGAUGCUCACGGCAACCAGGUUGGUUCUUACACUAUCAGAGAUAUCGACGGUCGUGCCAGAAAUGUCAACUACGUAGCUGAUGGAGCUGGAUUCCGCGCCAAAAUCCAUACCAAUGAACAGGGCACUGCCACCAGCCUUCCUGCCGCUGCUGCCGUCGUCUCUAGCCAGCCUGGAAUACCCGCAGUUGGUCCAGCUACCGUUCGUGUGGCUCAUGCUGCCCCCGUUGCUGCUGUUGCUGCCGCCCCUGUUGCUGCAUUUGCAGCCCCUGCCGUAGCUGCUGUUGCUCACGGACCUGCUGUUGGAUUCGGUGGUUAUGGUUUAGGCUACGGACUGGGAGGUGGCUUUGGUGUUGGUGGUUACGGACUGGGACAUGGCUAUGGUAUUGGCGGUUACGGACUGGGACAUGGCUAUGGUGUUGGUGGUUACGGACUAGGACUUGGACUUGGUCAUCUAGGAGCCCUAGCCCAUCACUGAGCCAUCAGUGGCGAACAAAUAUUUUGUAAAUUAAUUUACAUCCCCAGUCACUCGUCCAGUCACCAGCUUUUUCGUUUCUGCCGCGUGUUCUGUAGUUUGUCUGCCCUGCAUAUAUUCAAAUGUAAAAAUAUUCAAAUAUUUCAAUUUAUUUAGCUUGUUUAUGCUUUAACAGCUUUUGUUUGUCGUCUGUAUAGUCUUUAAGUUAUCAGUAAUAAAAUAAC
This is a messenger RNA of Limulus polyphemus (Atlantic horseshoe crab), 938 nucleotides long. Its product is annotated as adult-specific rigid cuticular protein 15.7-like. The transcript is spliced from 4 exons. Gene Ontology annotation, molecular function: structural constituent of chitin-based larval cuticle. Bases 67 to 717 code for a protein of 216 amino acids. Gene Ontology annotation, cellular component: chitin-based extracellular matrix. Lineage: Eukaryota; Metazoa; Arthropoda; Merostomata; Xiphosura; Limulidae. The record is from RefSeq and is a predicted model, not a curated record.